Messenger RNA from Anoplopoma fimbria (sablefish), 2942 nucleotides. RefSeq names its product zinc finger protein RFP-like. The transcript is spliced from 2 exons. The coding region runs from base 130 to 1773 and encodes 547 amino acids. Gene Ontology annotation, molecular function: zinc ion binding; protein binding. The record is from RefSeq and is a predicted model, not a curated record. Lineage: Eukaryota; Metazoa; Chordata; Actinopteri; Perciformes; Anoplopomatidae.
UCAGAGAGGCAGACACACACAGGCGAGACAAAUCUCUGCUUUUUCUCUGAAAAACUAUUCAAACUGACUUCAUCAGGUUUUUCUCAACAACACAGCAGAGUCUCUUCAAAACACUGUACCUGUGUAGAUAUGGCUGCUGCAAACUAUCACUCAUCUGAAGAUCAGUUUCUGUGCUCCAUCUGUCUGGAUGUGUUCACUGAUCCAGUCACCAUACCAUGUGGACACAACUUCUGCAAACAUUGCAUCAAUGAACACUGGAAUACUAGUGACCAGAACCUGUGUCCAAUGUGUAAAAAGGUUUUCAUCUCAAGACCCGAACUGCACGUCAACACUUUCAUCUCUGAGAUGGUUGUUCAGUUCAGACAGUCAGCUCAACAGAAAACCAGCAGCAGCAGCUCAGAGCAUCAAGAGUCCAAACCAGGAGAAGUUCCCUGUGACGUCUGCACUGGAACCAAACUGAAUUCCCUGAAGUCCUGCCUGGUGUGUCUGGCCUCCUACUGUGAGACUCACCUGGAGCCUCAUCUGACAAUGACAGGCCUGAAGAGACAUCAGCUGAUCGACCCUGUGGAGAACCUUGAAGCCAGGAUGUGUACGAAGCACGAUAAACCUCUGGAGCUGUUCUGUAAGACCGACCAGACAUGUGUCUGCAUGCUCUGCAGUGUUUUAGACCACAAGAUGCACGAGUUUGUUCCUCUGAAAGAAGAAUAUGAAGGAAAGAAGGUCAAAUUGGAGAAAACAGAGGCUGAAAUUCAGCAGAUGAUCCAGAAGAGACGACUGAAGAUUCAAGAUAUCAAACACUCAGUCGACCUCAGUGAAGAAGAUGCAGAAAGAAAGAUAGCAGAAGGUGUUCAGGUCUUCACUGCUCUGAAGGAGUCUGUUGAGAGAAGCCAGGCCAAUCUCAUCGACACGAUCAAAGCGAAGCACAAAACAAAAGAAAACCAGGCCGAAGCUUUCAUCAGAGAGCUGGAACAGGAAAUCUCUGAGCUGAUGAAGAAAAGCAAUGAGGUGAAGCAGCUCGCCCACACUGAAGACCACCUCCACCUUCUCCAGAGUGUACAGACCUUAGACAUCCACCACCCACCACCCAGCAAGGACUGGACAAAGGUCAGCAUCCGUUCAUCAUAUGAGCCGACUGUGGUGAACGCUGUGUCUCAGCUGGAGGAGACACUCAGUAAAAAGAUAAAGACCCUGGUUGAAGCUGAGCUGAAGAGGGUCCAGAAGUAUGAAGUGGAUGUGACUUUCAAUCCUGAUACAGCUCAUUCCAUUCUCGUCCUGUCUGAUGAUCGAAAACAAGUACGUUGUGGUAAAGUACAGCAAUUUCCCCCAGAUAAUCCACAGAGAUUUUCUACUAAUCCCGGUGUUUUAGGAAAACAGAAUAUCUCUUCAGAAAAAUUGUACUACGAGGUUCAAGUUAAAAGAAAGUCUGAUUGGGAUUUAGGAGUGGUCAGAGAGUCAAAUAACAGGAAAGGAGAAAUCACACUGAGCCCUCAGUAUGGUUACUGGACUAUAUGGUUGAGAGAGGGAAAUGAGUACAAAGCUCUUGCUGGCCCUUCAGUUCUUCUCUCUCUAAAGUCUCGGCCUCAGAAGGUGGGGGUGUUUGUGGAUUACGAGGAGGGUCUGGUCUCCUUUUAUGACGUAGAUGCUGCAGCUCUUAUCUACUCCUUCACUGACUGCUCCUUCAAUGAGAAACUCAUCCCUUACUUCAGUCCCUCUCUUUAUUAUGGUGGUAAAAACUCUGCACCUCUGAUCAUCACUCCUGUCGUAGUAAACUAAUCACUUAUCCCACUUCAUUCAAGGGAACAUAUUCAGCCUCAACACCGUAUAGUCUACAUCUUAUCUUCUACAGAACCUGGUAGCUGUAAGGAUGCACAGAUACAGAUACAGAUACCAGUUUGGAAACUGUGCUCAUGUACUCGGUACAUGCAGCCACUUUCCCUGUAAGUCUCCUCCACAUCGAUAACUUCAGCAGUGAGGUUCUCAGCUGUGUGUCUGUCUGGCAUAUUCUGUCAGAGUUUCCACCAGUGUAUUGCAAUAUUGUAUACAUAACAGUUUAACUGAUUGCAUACAUUAGUCAAAAUUGUUAUUAUCAUUGUAAUUAUUAACAUCCCUACUGCAAACUAUGCUAAGUUGAAUGUUAAAAUGUAAAAUGAAGCAUGUUUUAAAAGUCAUUGCUUGCUCUGAAAUUGUAUUAUUUAGUGCUAAUAUCAGUACUCGGUAUCGGGAAGUGACCAAAUGUACUUGUUGAAAAAAAAAAAGCGUAUCGGUGCAUACCAAAUUUACUGUUAAGGAUUUUCAUUAUAUGUAUCCCUUUACAUAGGCAACACGUUUAUCUUAUACCUUCAUCUUUACAACCCUGUAUCAUGAUUUACGUAAUCCUUUAAAUCCACUGACAUUUAUUUUCACUUCCAGAAGAAAUCAUUAUUUCUAAUGACACCAAAUAUGUCAAGGUGCAGUUUGUGUAUAUUUCCAAAGAAUUAAAAUAAAUACAGCAAAAAAAUCUUAUUCUUAUAUUAUAUAUUAUAUUCUGUCUGAUGUGCAGCUGCAGAAAACAUAUUGUUGAAUAUUUCAUGGUCAUAAAGUUUCAUUUAAGAGUAAGGAUUAUUACAUGUGUUUAGUUUCUACAGAAUACAGUAUGUCUCAUUAUAAUACAGGACAUAAAAAGUUUAUCUACAAAGUUAAGAAGAAUAGAUGCCAAUAGAAUGUUUUAAUUGGUUUGAAAAGUGGUUUGAUUGAUUACUGGUCACUUUGGCCAUUUGUUGUUUGUUAUUUUUGGAUAAUAGUUGAGUGGCUUAUGAGUCAAAUAAAUCUGUAAAUAUAUGAUUGUUGAACACGAGGGCUGAAUAAGAAGUGACUUGUGCAUUAACCUAUGACCUUGUAUUUCAUUAAAAAUGCAUUGUGAUUCCCGUGACUGCUGCUUCACAAUAAAAGCUUCUUGUUCAAGA